Messenger RNA from Prionailurus viverrinus (fishing cat), 2470 nucleotides. It is a transcript of the gene DNAJB6, whose product is annotated as DnaJ heat shock protein family (Hsp40) member B6. Gene Ontology annotation, biological process: protein refolding; positive regulation of proteasomal ubiquitin-dependent protein catabolic process. Lineage: Eukaryota; Metazoa; Chordata; Mammalia; Carnivora; Felidae. The transcript has 10 exons. Gene Ontology annotation, molecular function: ATPase activator activity; Hsp70 protein binding. The coding region runs from base 175 to 1164 and encodes 329 amino acids. The record is from RefSeq and is a predicted model, not a curated record. Gene Ontology annotation, cellular component: endoplasmic reticulum membrane; cytosol.
UCCUGUUUGUUGUCGGAGAAAGGAGAGAAAGGAAAGCGCGAGGAGCCGCCGCCGCCGCCGCCGCCGCCAGCGCCGCCGUGCCGGAGCUGAGGGGACCCGGGCCGCCGCCCCGCCGCGCCUCCUGCCCGCUGCCGGCUCCCUGUGCUCGGACUCACUCCAACAGCCUGUUAAAACAUGGUGGAUUACUAUGAAGUUCUAGGCGUGCAGAGACAUGCCUCAGCUGAGGAUAUUAAAAAGGCGUACCGGAAACUGGCACUGAAGUGGCAUCCAGAUAAAAACCCUGAGAAUAAAGAAGAAGCAGAGAGAAAAUUCAAACAAGUGGCUGAGGCGUAUGAGGUGUUAUCGGACGCUAAAAAACGAGACAUCUAUGACAAAUACGGCAAAGAAGGAUUAAAUGGCGGAGGUGGAGGUGGAGUCCACUUUGACCAUCCGUUUGACUUUGGCUUCACAUUCCGUAACCCAGAUGACGUCUUCAGGGAAUUUUUCGGUGGAAGGGACCCGUUUUCAUUCGACUUCUUCGAAGACCCGUUUGAGGACUUUUUUGGGAGUCGAAGAGGCCCCCGUGGAAGCAGGAACCAAGGCACAGGGUCGUUUUUCUCUGCCUUCAGUGGAUUUCCGUCAUUUGGAGGAGGGUUUUCUUCCUUGGAUACAGGAUUUACUUCCUUCGGGUCGGCAGGUCACGGGGGCCUCACUUCCUUCUCGUCCACGGCGUUUGGUGGCAGCGGGAUGGGCAGCUUCAAAUCUAUAUCCACUUCUACAAAAAUGGUGAACGGCAGAAAAAUCACUACAAAGAGAAUUGUCGAGAAUGGCGAGGAAAGAGUAGAAGUUGAAGAGAACGGCCAGUUAAAGUCCUUAACGAUAAAUGGUGUGGCGGACGAGGCCGCCCUCCAGGAAGAGCGCCUUCGCAGAGGCCAGAGCGCGCUGCCCUCCCAGCCGGCCAGCACCAGCGGCCCCUCGCCGAGGUCACACGGGCCGGCCGCUCUGCCCAAACACCAGUCUCCGCCCGUCUGCGAAGAGGAGGACGAGUCGGGCAGACAGCGGGCCGCCGGCAGCCCCUGGAACCCCUUCGUGCUCUCUGCAGGACUCAAAGAAGGUGGCAAGAGGAAGAAGCCGAAGCAGAGGGACGAGUCCAAGAAGAAGAAAUCGACCAAAGGCAAGCACUAGGCGGACUCGCGGCCGCGCGCCUGCUGCCGGAGCUGGCGCCCGGCCCGCCCCGUGCCGUAGUGCGGGGCGCGCACGAGUUAGGUAGCGGCACCGCUUGGCCACCGUCCCCACACCGCAGCUUCUCGGCUCGGGACGGCAGGAGACGGGAGUGACGGUCGUGGGCGGAGCCUGUCCGCACUGUCCUCGCGUCUCCCGGCCCCAAAGGCCCCAAAUCCGACAGCGGCUCCCCUGAGGGGGUCGGGGACCCGGCUCCUUCCUUCCGACUGUCGAACACGAUGCCGACUGCUGAGCUGUUGUAGCGUCAGAGGUGUGACUGGUGCAGGCGGGUGAUGGAGUGUGUGUCCACGGAAUGCCUUUCUCUCUUCCCGGCGGGAGAGUCCUUGGAGCUGGUGCGUAGUUAGGGGCGGGGUGACGUCGCACGUCCUGCAUGGAGUCCGCACCGCCAGGGGUCUUCCCUCCGGGUUCCGGGGUGUCCCAGCCGCCUCCCUGGGGGCCCGUGGGUGAGUCUCUAGAUAUAAAGUCAUUCCUUAAAUUUACCGGAGUUUUAAGCUCCGAGGAGCCCAAACAUGACUUCGAAUAUUGUUUAGUUUUUGCAAAUUCCAUCUUUUUCUCUUGGACUCAUGAUUCUCCUUAGCACAUGCACAGGACCCUGCAGAAUUUUGUUCGGUAAUCCCCUCUCUGCUCUUCGUUUGGGUCAUUCUGGGGAGACGCACGUGCGGUAUUCACACACACACACACACACACACACACACACACACUCAGAUUGGAAUGAGGGCGCUGAAGAAAAUAUUUCAGUUGUAAACAUUGGCUCCUCUAAAAACAUCGUUUAUUUUCCUAGCAGUUUUUUUCUGUCCACUUUCCUGCACUUACUUCUUUGCGUGAUCAGCUGCUUCUUAACCCUUUGGUUCUACUGACGCGAUCCGUGCCGCGCCUAACCUUUUCUGCGCGCUUCCUGCCCAGGCCUUUCCUCCGUAACACAAGGGCCAGCUCACACCGCUUGGAAAUGGGGGCUCGGGGCAGAGCUUUGACGUGGUGUGAGAAUGCCGCUGUCGUGAAUGUGGCAGCCACCGGCCCCCGUGGCCCCUGUAGCCAGCCGCGUCACGGUCGUCGUGGGUGUGGAAGCCAGAAACGAGUGUAACUUUGCGACUCUGAGAUGACUGUUAGGGGAGGGGUGCUUUGUUUUGUUUGGCUUUGGCAGGGAGGUGGUGUGGACUGGUAUUACGGCUUACCGUGGAAAAUGUACCCAUGAAAACAUACUGUAUUUUAAGUGCUAUCAGCAGAAAUAAAACGUAAGCGCCGUCUUGGA